Molecule: messenger RNA, 1948 nt
Organism: Limulus polyphemus (Atlantic horseshoe crab)
Lineage: Eukaryota; Metazoa; Arthropoda; Merostomata; Xiphosura; Limulidae
Product: tectonic-1-like
Exons: 5
Biological process (GO): cilium assembly
Source: RefSeq, a predicted model, not a curated record
AUUUAACUCCAGUUGUUGAUACUGGACAAGAACAAGAUGUGCACACUGGCUGGAUGAAAACGUAUAAAAACUGGAAUGUCAUUGUGAAGGAUUUAAAGGAUCACUCUAAAACGUUCCUCAUUCAUGUGGAGCCACUAAACAUCACCACCCACUACUUCAUAGACUGCCUUGUGUUAGCAUGCUGUCUGAAACUAAUUGCAGACGAUGAGAGAAGAGAAAUCUUGCCAGUGUCAUCACUGCUGUUUGUCCAGCAUGGUCCUUCAGUUAGUUUUAAUUUAUCUGGGAACCGAGGUUUUAGAAAAUUGGAAAGAUAUUCUAAUCCAGCAUUUGGAGAGAUAGCUUCUUGCCCUUGUGACUUGAAUGAAGGAACUUGUGAUGUGUUUUGUUGCUGUGAUACUGAUUGUUCCUCUGACAGUAAACGAAGUUUUACUUGUUUGUCUGGAUUACAAGGUGGAUAUAAAACCGAAAACUUUCUUGUCUAUCGAUGUCACUCUUCUGUAUUUCCACUCCAUGACUUGCAUUCUUUUCUUUGUAUCUUUCGAGACAACAGUCCAUUUUUGGGACAAUAUUUCUUAAACCAUAAAGAAACUGCAAGUUUUCAAGACAUCCAGAAACUUCUACUCGGGACAAAGUUAAAAAGAGAAAACUUGGAAUAUGAUUCGCCACCUGUACCUUUCUCAUUCACUCAGAGCCAAACAAAAAUUGUUGGGUAUUUGUAUGGUCAGAACAUCCAAAUGGAAAUCAGUAGUGAUCAGUUUGUUAAAAGUGGACUUUUUUCCAUCCCUCAAAACCUUUAUGGUGAUGAAUGCCACUGGAACGGUCCAGCACAGUUCUUGAUAGACCAAGAGACUUUUUGUAACAUCCGUGUUCGAGAACUUUGUACGUCCAGAGGAACGUCCAGUUCCGUGUUGAGUGUUAAGUUAUUUGAUAAUAAGGAUGUAAAGGUACUUAGACACCCUGGAAGUAAAGUCAAGCUAGAUCCAGAAAUCAAUGUGCUGUGCACGAAUAAUACUUCAUAUUAUGUCAAAGAUAAAUCAACAAGCAGCUUUCCAUUGCCCGAUCUUCAUGAUGAAGAAUACUUAAAAAUUAAUGCCAUCAAACCCUGCUGGAAUAGUUCGGUUUUUGUUCUUCCCAGUUAUUCAGAUCGUAUUUGUAAAAAUAUCGUUUUCGAUGUUCGAUACCACUUCUUUUGGGAAGCGGGAGAGCUGGUUCAUCAACGAAUUACCAUUUUACUUGGACAGGUUGUGGUUGAACCUGAUGAAGUGGGCUUUUCAUCAUUUCAUCUCACGCAACAUUUUCAAUUAAAGUUUUAUAACUCGAAACUGUUAAAUACAACAAGUGGAUUAGAGCAAACGAAACGAUCUGGAAUUUUUGGGUAUGAAUUUGGAUUGCCCCUUAUUUCUUUAAGUAUAUAUCAGAAUGAAUCAGCAGACAGCAAUGAAACUAGCUACCUUGAUUCUAACAUGACCGUUGGUCAUCAGUUCCUAGUGUGGAAACCAGCCCCAAACCCUUCUUAUAACAGGCGUCGCCCCUGAUGUCAGAUGGAACAGCUAUAGUCAGCUUCCAACCAGACCGUUUUACUAAAUCACGAAGUGGAAGCUAUUGAACAUAAGCUCGAUAUCACAGGUUUAAUACGUUGUGUUAAAAUAACCUCGAGCCUCGCCACGUCGUUACAGUGCAUGUCACCAUGUCCUGCCGUGCUCUAUCAGACGACCGUAUCUUUACAACAGCCCUGUAGUGGAGUUUCCAUUGCAAAUGUCUUCAUCAUUAGGGUGUAAUGUUCAAAGCACACCAUCACUUCCUGCUGCUCACCAAAAUGCAUCUGGUAUACGAGGAUGACUGUUUCUCAGCACCCGUUUCAAUGGUGUGAGUGCAUAGAAGACCAAUGGCGCUGCAUCCGGUGACUUGACCGGUAUAUCUUUGUAUGAAAUACCCAUUUCAUUCUCCA